Molecule: messenger RNA, 5270 nt
Organism: Phalaenopsis equestris
Lineage: Eukaryota; Viridiplantae; Streptophyta; Magnoliopsida; Asparagales; Orchidaceae
Product: 187-kDa microtubule-associated protein AIR9
Cellular component (GO): plasma membrane
Molecular function (GO): protein binding
Source: RefSeq, a predicted model, not a curated record
GUUCCAGUCGAAUUAAGUCUAGUCUUAUGAAGCCAACUUUGAGUUCCAGCGCUGCUUCAUUACCGAGGAGAAACAGCACGGGUGGCAUUUCUGAGAAGCAGGCCGUCACUGGUUCAAAACUUUCUUCAAAGAAUGGGAAAAAUGAAUCUCCUUCAAUGUUGAACUCAACGAAGAAAAGUAGCGCUGAAAGUAGAAGGUCAUCUCUCCCCCCGGUCAGCUCAAAGGUUUCAACACCGGAAGCAACUCUGAAUGGAAAAAAGGCUUCUUUAAGCUCGCGGUUACCUUCAAAGUUUAAUAAUGGCGCAGCAUAUUCUAUGCAAAGGUCAUCAGUUAAAGCAUUAGAGCCAUUGUCUUCAUUGAGGAGUGUUUCUUCACCUUCUCUGGAAAGCUCUAAUGGCCAUAGUAAGUCUAGGAAAACAACUUUGGUUGUUUCCUCUCCUUCAGCAAGAUCACCUCCUGUUACAAGCAGCCUGAAGUUGGGGUCCCUUUCAGCAUCUGUGGAUAGGAAUUCUUCACUACCUGGCAAGAAAAAAACUCAAACUGUUGAAAGUGGUGAUUCUCGUUUCAUGAUGCUCCCUCAAGUGGAUGCUAAAGCAAAGGAUGACCUGCGACUGGAUCUACGAGGGCAUGGAAUUCGUAGUCUUGAUGCAGCUGGGUUGAAUCUAUCACCAACCUUGGAGUUUGUUUAUCUCAGGGAUAAUUUGCUUUCAUCGGUGAAGGGUAUUGAAAUAUUGAAGCGGGUGAAGGUUCUUGACCUAAGCUUUAAUGAUUUCAAAGGGCCUGACUUUGAGCCUCUUGGGAAUUGCAAAUCCCUCCAGCAACUUUACCUUGCUGGAAAUCAAAUUACAUCACUUGCAGGCCUCCCGGAACUUCCUAGUCUUGAGUUUCUCUCUGUUGCUCAGAACAAACUAAAAUCACUUUGCAUGGCCACCCAGCCUCGGCUACAGGUUUUGGCAGCCAGCAAAAACAAAAUAUCAAGUUUUAAAGGUUUCCCACUUUUUCCUGUUCUUGAGAAUCUACGGCUUGAAGAAAAUCCUAUACUACAACUACGUCAUGUGGAGGCCGCAUCUAUAUUAUUAGUUGGCCCCACCUUAAAGAAGUUCAAUGAUCGAGAUCUAUCUCCCAAAGAGCUGGAGGUUGCAAAGUCUUAUCCACCUCAUGCAUCAAUUUGCAUUAGAGAUGGUUGGCAAUUUGACCGUCCAGAUCUGGCUGCUGAUUCAACCUUUUCUUUUCUUCUUGAGAAGUGGAAGGAACACUUGCCCCCUGGUUUCAUGCUUGAGGAGACUUCUGUUGACCAACCAUUUGAAGAAGAUAUUUGCCAUUGUCAUUUCAGAUUUAUUAAUUUGAGCAGUGACUCUGAAUUGGUCCUUAAAUAUCAAUGGUUUGUUGGCGAAAGGACUCCAAGUAAAUUUGAGGCUAUUGCUGAUGCAAUUGAAGAGACGUACUGGCCAAAACAUGAGGAUAUUGGGAAAUUCUUGAAAGUUGAAUGCACUCCCAUACUAAAAGAGGCAGUGUUUCCUCCCAUUUUUGCUAUUUCAGCACCUGUUUCCCCAGGAACUGGGUACCCAAAAGUUUUAAAUUUGAACGUGCAAGGUGAACUUAUUGAGGGAAAUGUGGUUAGGGGCUCUGCUGAGAUUGCUUGGUGUGGAGGAACACCAGGGAAGUGUGUAGCAAGCUGGUUGCGACGAAGGUGGAACAGCAGUCCAGUUGUAAUUGCUGGAGCAGAAAAUGAAGAUUAUCUCUUGACUGUUGCUGAUAUUGAUUCAAGCUUGGUUUUCAUGUAUACCCCUGUGACAGAGGAAGGUACAAAGGGGGAACCACAGUAUGCUAUAACUGAUUUUGUAAAAGCAGCUUCACCUUCAGUUAGUAAUGUAAGAAUUUUGGGAGAUGCUGUUGAAGGAAUUACAAUCGAAGGAACUGGAGAAUAUUUUGGAGGGAUAGAAGGUCCAAGCAAAUUUCAAUGGUUGCGAGAAGAUGAGGAGACUGGUGAUCUUGUGGUAGUUUCAGCUGGUUCUUCUGAUUAUACUUUGACAAAACAGGAUGUUGGGCGGCAUCUCGUAUUUGUUUAUAUUCCUGCUAACUUUGAAGGCCAGGAGGGAGAAUCUGUAUCCAUUGCGUCGCAGAUUGUGAGAAAAGCUCCACCGAAGGUAACCAAUUUGAAGAUCGUUGGAGAUCUGAGGGAAGGGAGUAAAUUGACAGUUACAGCAACGGUUAUCGGAGGAAAUGAGGGAUCUUCUAGGGUCCAGUGGUUUAAAACUCUUUCGUCUGAAUUUGCGGAUGAAAAUAGCCUGGAAGCAAUUAGUUCCUCGAAAAUUGCAAAGACUGUCCGCGUUCCACUCGGUGCUGUGGGGUACUACAUUGUUUCAAAGUUUAGUCCUGUGGCUGCUGAUGGUGAAACUGGUGAAUCAGCUUUUGUUAUCUCUGAGAAAGUAAUUGAAACACUUCCGCCGAGCCUAAAUUUUCUCUCCAUCACUGGUAAUUAUUGUGAGGGCGAAGUUUUGACAGCAUCAUAUGGUUAUUUUGGUGGGCACGAGGGCAGAAGCUUAUUCAAUUGGUAUCUUCAUGAUGCAGAAGGUACUGCUGGCUUAUUAAUCACUGAAGCAUCAGGUUCUUUACAAUAUCGCAUAACAAGAGAUGCUAUUAGCAAGUUUAUUUCAUUUAAAUGCACACCUGUUCGUGAUGAUGGUAUUAUUGGUGAACCCAGAACCUUCUGGGCUCCUGAGCCAGUUCUCCCAGGAAACCCUAGGUUACUUUCCUUGGAGAUAGUUGGUGAAGGUGUUGAAGGAACCACAUUGUAUGCUGAAAAGAAAUAUUGGGGUGGGGAAGAGGGUAAUUCUGUUUACCACUGGUUCCUGACGGCACCUGAUGGUGCAGUGACUGAAGUAGAAGGUUCAAACUCUGCUUCCUAUAAGGUAUCAUGCAGUGAUAUUGGUUUCCUCAUAUCUGUUUCAUGUGAACCAAUUAGAAGUGAUUGGGCUCAUGGUCCCACAGUAACUUCUGAACAUAUUGGUCCUAUUGUCCCUGGUCCACCAUGUUGUCAUUCACUUGAAUUUGUUGGAUCACUGGUUGAGGGGAAUUGUGUCAGUUUUGUUGCCUCCUAUAGUGGCGGGGUAAAGGGAAACUGCAUUCAUGAAUGGUUUAGGUUAAAGGAAAAUGGUGUUAAAGAAAUGUUAACUGAUGAUGAGUUUCUAUAUUUGACUUUUGAGGAUGUGGGAAGAUCGGUUGAGCUUGUUUAUACGCCUGUCCGUGAAGAUGGAUUGAGAGGCCCCAAAAAGUGUCUAAUGUCAGCCACCAUUUCUCCUGCGGAUCCCAAGGGUAUUGAGCUUGUUAUUCCUGACUGCCUUGAGGAUGAGGAGAUUAUUCCUCUUAAAUCCUAUUAUGGUGGAAAGGAAGGUAACGCGGAGUAUGUUUGGUAUAGAACGAGGUGUAAACCUGACGAAUUAAACAUGUUGAAUGUGACUGGUGCUACCGGGGACUUCGUAGUUGUUGGAACGAAUAUGACGUAUACGCCCACACUCGAAGACGUUGGCUCUUAUUUGAUGCUUAAUUGGGUACCUACACGUGAUGAUGGGAAACGAGGUUCUCCAGUAAUUUCCGUUGGCAGCAAUCCUGUCAUGGCAGCACUUCCAGUUGUUUCCAAUGUAUGCAUGAAGUACCUUGGUUCAGAAAUGUACCAAGGAGAAGGCCAAUAUUAUGGUGGAAUUGAGGGGUCAAGCAUUUAUACCUGGUACAGGCAAACUAGUGAUGGAACCAUUAUUCUCAUACCAGGAGCCACUUCUAUUAAUUAUAAAGCUGAAGAUCCAGAUUACAACUGCCGUUUGUUAUUUGGUUAUACCCCUGUUCGUUCAGACUCGGCUAUUGGGGAACUUGUACUGUCAGAAGCAUCCAACAUUGUUCUUCCAGAACUUCCGAAAAUUGAGUUGCUUUCUUUCAAUGGAAAGGAAUUAGAAGGAGAAAUACUUACAGCUGUUGAAAUAAUACCAAAAACUGAAAACCAAAAGUAUGUCUGGACCAAGUACAAAAAAGAUGUUAAAUACCAAUGGUUUUAUUCAGUGAGUAUGGGGGAGCAUCAGUCCUUUGAGCUGUUUCCCACACAACAGUCUAGCUCAUAUAGGGUCCGUUUUGAGGAUAUUGGCCGUUGCCUGAAAUGCGAAUGCACUGUUAAUGAUGUAUUCGGAAGAUCAAGUGAGACCGUCUCGGCAGUGACUUCUCCUAUAUUGCCAGGAAUGCCUAAAAUUUCAAAGCUUGAGAUUGAGGGAAGAGGUUUCCAUACGAACUUGUAUGCUGUUCGUGGUGUAUAUAGUGGAGGAAAAGAAGGAAAGAGCAAAAUUCAGUGGCUUAGAUCGAUGGUUGGAAGUCCUGAUCUUAUAUCUAUACCUGGCGAGUCCGGGCGUAUGUAUGAAGCUAAUGUUGAUGACGUUGGCUACAGGCUUGUUGCACUUUAUACUCCCAUACGAGAAGAUGGGGUAGAGGGAGAGUCUGUAUCUAUUUCAACGGAGCCUAUUGCAGUUGAACCCGAUGUGUCUAGAGAAGUAAAGCAAAAGCUUGACAUGGGAUCAGUGAAAUUUGAGGCAUUGAUCGACAAGGAGAAGAAGGUCCCAGGAGCUGGAAAUCUUGAGAAAAGGAUAUUAGAAGUUAACAGGAAGAGGAUCAAGGUUGUAAAGCCUGGUUCCAAAACUUCUUUUCCUGUCACCGAAAUCCGCGGAACCUAUGCCCCACCCUUUCAUGUGGAGCUUUACAGGAAUGAUCAACACAGGUUCAAAAUUGUAGUUGAUAGUGAGAAUGAGGUAGAUCUAAUGGUGCAGACACGGCACACAAGGGAUAUCAUUGUUCUUGUUAUCAGAGGGCUUGCUCAAAGAUUCAACAGCACCUCCCUCAAUUCCCUGCUGAAAAUAGAUAACUAAAGCUUCAACAAACUCAAAACAACAUUUCACAAGAAACAUUUACAGAGUCCUAAUGGAAUUUAUCAUCUGUUAGCCGCGUUGAUCGAUCGUAUAGUAUAUAUAUUCUUUUUUUCUGUAAAUUGUGAGAAAAUGUAUGGGCUUUUGUUAUUAUUACUAUUGUUGUUGUUGUUGUUGUUUGUAGCAUGUAUUCAUAGGAUAGUUUGUUGAUCAUUUGGGUUAUAUGAGCCAUGUGGCAGAGUGAAAUUGUUUGUGCAUCUUCUACUGAUUUCUAGUAUCAAGGCAAAAUUGCUUAUGGAGAAGAUAAUCAUAAUCUAUAUGAGUUCUGUUUCUCUUUUUAUUUUGAUAUAACAAUGAGAGGAUUUUAAA